AUGGCUUCAAAACUCAGGUUGCAGACUCACACACUUAAUAGAGAGAAGCUUCUCAACUGUUUGGCUCACAUCUAUAGAAAUUAUCAUAAUAUUGGCUUAGUCAAGACCAAUGACAGUAUCUACCUCUGGUUCCAUUUGACAAAUAGACCAGCUAGAGCUGAAGAUGCUUUAGACAUUUACAAAUUCAAACAUCAGCUAAUUAUCUCUCUGAUCACUGGAGUUAACAAGUUCAUCAUCAGCAAUCUUCAGAAGAAAUGGAAGACCACUGGACCUAACCAUGCUUGGAAAUUAAUCUUCUAUUCAUAUUACACCAAGUAUGCUAAGCCAGAGAAUAAAACUGGAUUUCACUAUAUCAAUGUCAACAUUCCAGAUGCUAUUACUACUGGAAGGGAUAUUAACAUAAUACAAGAAUUCUUGAUCUUAAUAGCAGAAGAGCCCAGCAACUGCACAGAAAUCUUGCCAGAAAUGCAUAAUCAUCUAGAGAAUUGA
Messenger RNA from Coccidioides immitis RS, 489 nucleotides. RefSeq lists its product as uncharacterized. NCBI's taxonomy places the organism in Eukaryota, Fungi, Ascomycota, Eurotiomycetes, Onygenales, Onygenaceae. The record is from RefSeq and is a predicted model, not a curated record. The transcript is spliced from 3 exons. The coding region runs from base 1 to 489 and encodes 162 amino acids.